UCCGUACUUCCGGGUUCCUCCCCGUAGCCCCCUCCCCCUCCGAGCCGAAGCGGGAGCGAGUUUAAUGCUCAAGCCGAGCGACAGUUCAUAACACCGUUUAUAACAACGAAUUGGAAUAGUAAUAACAACAACAACACAGCGACAUCAUGAUCCUCUUAGAAAUCAACAACAGAAUUAUCGAGGAGACGCUGACUCUAAAGUUUGACAAUGCGCUGGCCGGAAAUAAGCCAGAUUCUGUUGACAUCACAUUUGCAGACUUUGAUGGAGUUCUCUACCACAUAUCCAACCCUGGUGGUGACAAGUCUAAAGUAAUGGUCAGCAUCUCCCUCAAGUUCUAUGCUGAGCUGCAGAAAUAUGAUGCUGACAAGCUGCUGAAAAGGGAGUAUGGCAGCUACUUGGUGGAGCCGGAAUCGGGCUACAAUGUGUCGCUGCUGUACGACCUGGACAACGUGUCGGCCAACAAGGCAGAGGACAUCUCCCGUGCCGGCCUGCUCAAGAGGAACUGUUUCGCCUCCGUCUUCGAGAAGUACUUCGAGUUCCAGGAGAAGGGCAUGGAGGGAGAGAAUCGCGCCGUCAUCCACUACCGCGAUGACGAGACCAUGUACGUGGAGGCCAAGCGUGAUCGUGUGACCGUCGUGUUCAGCACCGUGUUCAAGGAUGACGACGAUGUGGUCAUAGGCAAGGUGUUCAUGCAGGAAUUCAAGGAGGGGAGGCGUGCCAGCCAGACGGCCCCACAGGUGCUUUUCAACCACCGCGACCCUCCCUUGGAGCUCAAGGACACCGAUGCUGCCGUGGGCGACAACAUCGGCUACAUCACCUUCGUGCUGUUCCCGCGUCACACCAACGCCAAGGCCCGCGACAACACCAUCAACCUGAUACACACUUUCCGUGACUAUCUGCACUACCACAUCAAGUGCUCCAAGGCCUACAUCCACACUCGCAUGCGUGCCAAGACCUCCGACUUCCUGAAGGUUCUCAACCGCGCACGGCCUGAUGCCGAGAAGAAGGAGAUGAAGACCAUGUCCGGCAAGACAUUUGCGACGCGCUAGCUGGGAGCCACGGGAGCAGCUGGGAGCUGACGGCGCAGCCACGCUGCACCAGCCUCAAAGACAGACACCUGCACAUGUUGAACACAUCUCGAUAGAUGCCACUCCUUUACCUUUCCCUUUAUGAAAUGUAUCCAAAUGUUCUUUUGUUCCUAUAAUUUUUUUUUAUAUUGUAUGUCAAUCAUGUGCAUGUAAAUGGAAAUCUAUACAAAAACUUGAUGCAAUUUAUUCCUGCCUGGUUUGUGUUUUCAUUCUAAUUUCUAAAUGUGGGGAAUUUGCUAAUUUCUUAAGUGAGUUGAUUUGGAUUCGUCACAAUUACACCGCCCCAUCAAAUGCUAAUGCCAGGCCUUUGAAUGACUUUCCACUUGUAUUAACAUUGACAGUAACGGUACUUGUGAACCAAAAUUGCUCUCAAAUAAAACCAUUGUUAGCUCUUGUA
This is a messenger RNA of Petromyzon marinus (sea lamprey), 1485 nucleotides long. RefSeq names its product actin related protein 2/3 complex subunit 2 (gene ARPC2). The record is from RefSeq and is a predicted model, not a curated record. NCBI's taxonomy places the organism in Eukaryota, Metazoa, Chordata, Hyperoartia, Petromyzontiformes, Petromyzontidae. Gene Ontology annotation, molecular function: structural constituent of cytoskeleton; actin filament binding. Gene Ontology annotation, biological process: actin filament polymerization; Arp2/3 complex-mediated actin nucleation. Gene Ontology annotation, cellular component: Arp2/3 protein complex; actin cytoskeleton.